UUGUGUCAUAACAUGUUUAAGUGAGAGCUCAUGAGCGAGAGAGAGAUUUCCUUUUUACGCUGAGGAGAGGAGAGGAAGGUUCGCAAGAGGCCACAAAAGAUCGAAAGGAGCGCAGACGACAAAAUCAUCGAACGUAACACAAAAUUCGUAAAACUCCCGAUCCGGCCGUCUCUGAUACUUGAACCCAAUCACAGUUUGUAUCUUUGGCUUAGAUAUUUGGAAAGAUGUCUGGCCAAAACCAGCGCUUGAAUGUAGUUCCCACCGUGACAGUGCUUGGGAUCAUUAAAGCUCGCCUUCUUGGUGCUACAAGAGGUCAUGCUUUGCUCAAGAAGAAGAGUGAUGCUUUAACUGUGCAGUUCCGUCAGAUUCUUAAAAGGAUUGUCUCCACAAAAGAAUUAAUGGGAGAGAUCAUGAAGACCUCUUCAUUUGCCCUAACCGAAGCCAAGUAUGUUGCUGGAGAGAACAUCAAGCACAUUGUCCUUGAGAACGUACAAAAUGCAUCUCUUAAGGUUCGAUCAAAGCAAGAAAAUAUUGCUGGUGUGAAGCUCCCCAAGUUUGAGUAUUUUACUGAAGGUGAGACUAAGAAUGAUCUUACUGGAUUGGCUAGAGGUGGACAACAAGUUCAGCUCUGUCGUGCGGCUUAUGUGAAAGCAAUCGAGGUCCUUGUUGAGCUUGCUUCACUUCAGACAUCAUUCCUGACACUUGAUGAGGCAAUCAAGACCACUAAUCGUAGGGUUAAUGCGCUAGAGAAUGUUGUGAAGCCGAAGUUGGAGAACACCAUAAUUUACAUUAAGGGGGAGUUGGAUGAGCUGGAAAGGGAGGAUUUCUUCAGGUUAAAGAAGAUACAGGGUUUUAAGAAGAGGGAAAUUGAGAGGCAGCUUGCAGCUGCGAAGCAGUUUGCUGAGGACCAGUUUGCAGAGAAGGUAUCUUUGCAGAAAGGGAUUUCGAUAAAUUCAGCCCACAACUUAUUAUCUGCAGCUGCAGAAAAGGAUGAGGAUAUCAUUUUCUGAUUUGAGGGUUGCUUUAUACGUUCUUCGUGGAAAAUUCCGAGUAUUAUUUAGAUGAGGAGUGUUAUAUUCUGAAUAAAAAAAAGUUUGAAGUAUGUUUCUUUUUCUUGUGUAUUGUUUCUGAAUAUAAUUUUUUUUACUUGUAGUUCUGAAAUAUUUAUUGCCUGGAGUUGAUGAUUUCUUCAAAACA
Alnus glutinosa is the source of this 1197-nucleotide messenger RNA. Its product is annotated as V-type proton ATPase subunit D. Gene Ontology annotation, cellular component: vacuolar membrane; proton-transporting V-type ATPase complex. NCBI's taxonomy places the organism in Eukaryota, Viridiplantae, Streptophyta, Magnoliopsida, Fagales, Betulaceae. The transcript has 2 exons. The coding region runs from base 225 to 1010 and encodes 261 amino acids. Gene Ontology annotation, molecular function: proton-transporting ATPase activity, rotational mechanism. The record is from RefSeq and is a predicted model, not a curated record.